AUGGCUCCUACUCAAGCUGAACUUGAAUCAUUGAAGGCCAAGUAUGCUGCUGCUGGUCAAGAUCAUCUUUUUACCUUUUAUGAAGAUCUUAAACCUGAAGAGCAGACCAUUCUUUUCAACCAACUUUAUAAACUUGAUAUUGAACGCGUUAAUCAAAUUUUCAAGAAAGCCACGUCAGGAAAUACUUCUGAUGUUAAAAAACAAAAUUUAGAACCGUUACCUGAUGAUGUAUUUGAUUCAGUAUUAGAUGCAAGUGAAGAUAAGAUCAAUGACUGGGAAAAAUUAGGUUUUAAUGCGAUCGCUCAAAAUAAAGUUUGUGUCAUUUUGAUGGCCGGUGGUCAAGGAACUAGGCUAGGCUCAACAGCUCCAAAGGGUUGUUAUGAUAUUCAUUUGCCAUCGGGUAAAUCCUUGUUUCAACUUCAAGCAGAACGCAUUCUAAGGCUACAAAAAGUCGCACAAGAUUUCGCGAAAACCGAAAAUGAAGUGAUAAUUCCGUGGUACAUAAUGACCAGUGGCCCAACAAGAUCAGCUACUGAAACAUUUUUCAAACAACACAAUUAUUUUGGACUAAAAGAAGAUAACGUUAUCUUUUUUGAGCAAGGGACUUUACCCGCAUUGACUUACGAAGGAAAAGUAUUUAUGGAAACAAAAUCUACUCUUGCCGUUGCUCCUGAUGGUAAUGGUGGAAUGUAUGCGGCCCUACGAAAGGAAAAGAUUCUUGAAUCAAUGAGCUCGAGAAAUAUUUGUUAUGCACACGCUUAUUGUGUUGACAAUUGUCUUGUUCGCGUUGCCGAUCCUGUUUUCAUUGGUUAUUGUAUCUCCAAAAACGCUGACUGUGGUGCCAAAGUCGUUCGUAAAACUGAUCCACAUGAAUCUGUAGGUGUUAUUGCCCUUCGCGAUGGCAAGCUUAACGUGGUAGAAUAUAGUGAGAUCGAACCUGCAGUUGCUGAGCAGAGAAAGCCUAAUGGCCAUCUAUCCUUUGGUGCAGCUAAUAUUGCAAACCACUUCUACACAGUUGAUUUCCUCAAUUGUAUAGAAUCAUUUGAAAAUGAACUUGAAUACCAUAUAGCAAAUAAGAAGAUUAAACAUAUUGACAUUAGCACUGGAGAACUGAUUGCCCCUUCCAAACCAAACGGCAUGAAACUUGAGCUCUUUGUCUUUGACGUUUUUCCCUUCACUAAACGCAUGGCAGUUCUUGAAGCUGAUAGAAAAGAAGAAUUCUCGCCUUUAAAGAACGCACCGGGUACCGUAUGUGAUAACCCCGAAACAAGCCGAAGGGACAUCAUAAACCAACAUGUGAGAUUUGUUGAAAAAGCUGGUGGUAAAGUCAUACCGGGUGAUGGUGAUUCACCUGAUCACCUUACUUUUGAAAUUUCACCAUUGGUUAGUUAUUCUGGUGAGGGCUUAGAAAUGUUAAAAGGAAAAACUAUCAAAACACCAUUUGUUUUUAAGUCCCCGGCUGAUUUUGAUAAUUUACUAUAA
Molecule: messenger RNA, 1482 nt
Organism: Racocetra persica
Lineage: Eukaryota; Fungi; Glomeromycota; Glomeromycetes; Diversisporales; Gigasporaceae
Source: the annotation of a GenBank genome assembly